CCCCGCCGCAGAGUUUGGAUAAAAGCAGAGCAAAAUGCCUCAGCCGAGCUCAGAGGCAUAGACAUGUUGGGCUGGAACGAGGAAGUGCAGUGGAGAGGGGAGGGACUCAGGGCGCAGCUCCAUGGGGCCGCCGCGGCGCUGCGACCUUCUGCACAUGGAGCCGGGGAGAGUUGGAAGAACUUCAUUCUGCAAACUCAAGGAAUAGCAGAAUACUUGCACCGCAUGGAGACCGAAGAGGCCCAGGAAAUGGCGCAGAUGCCAGGCAGGGAGAGCCCCCCUGUCAACGAAGCGUCUGAGGAGGCAGAGGAGCCCAUGGCCGUCCCCGAAGACCUGUCAGCCGGUUCCACCCACCAGCAGAACAACCGGGGGGACAAAGCCUGUAACAUUAAAGUUGAGGCUCGCAGUGAUGAGGAGAGUGGGCUGGCCUGUGACAUGAUGAAUGGCGUGGAGGAGGAGGAGUGCGCGGAAGACUUGCGCGUGGUCGACCCCUCCGGGGCCAAGCUGAACGGCUCACAGCCGAGUCCCGAAGCCAAGGCCUUCUCCUCGGCGGGCGGUAUCCGGCUGCCCAACGGGAAGCUCAAGUGCGAUAUCUGUGGGAUAGUUUGCAUUGGCCCCAAUGUGUUGAUGGUGCACAAGCGAAGCCACACCGGCGAGCGGCCGUUCCAGUGCAGCCAGUGCGGCGCCUCCUUCACCCAGAAGGGCAACCUGCUGCGUCACAUCAAGCUCCACUCAGGAGAGAAACCCUUCAAGUGUCACCUCUGUAGCUACGCCUGCCGCAGGAGGGACGCCCUCACCGGACACCUGCGCACCCACUCAGUUGGAAAACCGCACAAGUGCGCCUACUGUGGCAGGAGCUACAAGCAGCGCAGCUCCCUGGAGGAGCACAAGGAGCGCUGUCACAACUACCUGCAGUGCAUGGGCCUGCAGAACAGCAUCUACACAGUAGUAAAGGAAGAAAGCAACCAGAAUGAGCAGAGGGAAGACUUAAGCCAGACGGGAUCUGACAGAGCCUUGGUGCUAGACAGACUAGCUAAUAAUGUAGCUAAGCGUAAGAGCACUAUGCCCCAGAAGUUUGUGGGAGACAAACGUCUGUCGGAUCUGUCGUACGACGGCGGAUCGGGAGAGCUCAUCCAGCCGCACGUCAUCGACCAGGCCAUCAACAGCGCCAUAAGCUACCUGGGAGCGGAGUCUCUGCGGCCCCUGGUCCAGACCUCCCCGGCGCCCUCCGACGUCGGUCUCGGCUCCAUCUACCCGCUCCACAAGCCGGUCCCCGAGGGCCACGUGGGCGCCGUCCUGUCGGCCAAAGACAGCGCGGCCGAGAACCUGCUGCUGCUAUCCAAGUCGGCGCCCAGCGACAAGGACGGCUCGCCCAGCCACAGCGGCCAGGACUCCACCGACACCGAGAGCAACAACGAAGACCGGACGGGCGCGGCCACCGGCCUCAUCUACCUGACCAACCACAUGGGCUUGAGGAACGGCGUGCUGCCGCUGGUCAAGGAGGAGCAGCAGAGGUACGACGCCAUCAGGGAGGUGGCCGCCGAAGGAUUCAAGGUGGUGACGGCGGACGGCGAGCAGGUGAGAGCGUACCGCUGCGAGCCGUGCCGCGUACUCUUCCUGGACCACGUCAUGUACACCAUUCACAUGGGCUGCCACGACCACAGAGACCCCUUCGAGUGCAACAUCUGCGGCCACCGGAGUCAAGACCGCUACGAGUUCUCGUCUCACAUAACCCGGGGAGAGCAUCGCUGAUGAGCGCCCCCUUCAGUCCACACUGCAAAAACACAACGUAUUACCAAGUAUUUAGUCUACUUUGUAGUGGAAAUACCUUAAUUCACUUGAAAUAAGACAAAACACUUUUCAUUAGGGAUGCGCCGAUAAAUCGGCUCUGAUUUCCUUAAUUUUGGGAGAAUGAUGAUUAGCUGAUACUUAUGUGAACUUGGCAAAGGUCAAACAAUUACCCACUGCUGCCAACUUAGCAACAUUUCAGAUAAAAAUAUCAGUAUCGGACAGAAUCAGAAUCGGCAGGUCAGACUUUUUAAAGAUCAUGAUUGGCCAGAAAACUGCAAUCGGUGCAUCCGUUGAUACCCAGGAGGGAAAAGCUCAUAUGUUGACAAGCUACUCCACGAAUAAGCAACAUAAAAUUAAUAUAAAGUAUAUUUAUACACAAGUGUUAAAGGAUAAGUAAAUUAAAUAAAUACAGGACCUUCUUUUAAAUCAAUAAUUUCUUAAUACUUAUAAAAAAAUACUACUUCCACUGGCAGAUUGUUUAAAGUGAAAAAAAUUUUUUAAAUCAGUCUGGCUGAAAAGUUACCAGUUAGUUUUGUCUUAUUUCAAAUUUACUAAGAAAUUAGACUAAAAUACUUAGUAAAAUUUUGUGUUUUUACAGUGCAAAAAAAGACAAAGCAAAUACCAUAAAAAAACCACACAUCUGCAAUAAAAGUGUAGAAAUACAUGAUGUAAAAUACACUCCUAAUGUCUGGACGUUUUUAAACCAUGUUGCAUGUUUGUUGAUAUAUGAAUAUAUGAAAAACUUUUCUUUUUUUUUUUUUUGUUAUUUUAAAUACAAUGUUUCCGAAAACAUGAACAACUGUUGUAGAAAAUGCAGCCAAAAAUACAAAAGGACCUUUUUCUUUUUAUUAAAAUGAACAAGACUUGCACCAAAAUAAAAAAAAGAACAAAGAUUUAGUGCAAACAAAACACAGCUAACACUGGAGGUAUUUACAAUCAGCUAAAGGUGAGACCAGAGUUCUGUAAAAUGUCUCAACCCUUCACCUUUUGCUCGUCUUUGUAGGAUUAUUUAUGAAACAUUUACAUGCUUGUCUGUUUUUUUUAUAUUUAUUACAGUGAUUGCUGUUUUGUGUUAUAGAGUAGCAUCUUUUUUCUGUUCAGCUGUACUAAAAAUGUGUGUGAGAGAUUUUUGUGUCUGCUGCUGGAGGCUGUUCAUGUAAAGGAUCGAGAUCUGCUGUAUCGGAAACUAAAAGUAAAGUUACCAUCAUCUGGAGAGAGGGUUACGCUUUCAAGAUGUCAAUAAAGGAUAUUUUAUAUAUGCA
Gambusia affinis (western mosquitofish) is the source of this 3050-nucleotide messenger RNA. It is a transcript of the gene ikzf1, whose product is annotated as IKAROS family zinc finger 1 (Ikaros). The transcript is spliced from 8 exons. The coding region runs from base 64 to 1749 and encodes 561 amino acids. Gene Ontology annotation, molecular function: DNA-binding transcription factor activity; RNA polymerase II cis-regulatory region sequence-specific DNA binding. NCBI's taxonomy places the organism in Eukaryota, Metazoa, Chordata, Actinopteri, Cyprinodontiformes, Poeciliidae. The record is from RefSeq and is a predicted model, not a curated record. Gene Ontology annotation, biological process: regulation of transcription by RNA polymerase II.